GCGCGGGAGGGAACCGUACGCGAGGAUCGCCCGGCCGCUUUUGCAGGGGCUCGAGGCUUUCGGGAGCCGCCGAGAGAAGCCACUCCAGCCCCGUCGUCCGUUCCCACGAUGAUGCCCAGCAAACCCCUGCGCAAACCCGCGCCCCAGAGCAGCGCGCCCGCGGGCACCGACCGACGUAGCCACCGCUCUAGGAUGGCUCUUCCCGCCCCUGGCACAAGUGUGACAGAUGCAACCCACCUUACGUCAAGUAACAGCCCUGUCGGUGUUCAUGACCCACGAGUUGAAGACCACUUUAGGACCAAUAGUAGAUUCCCAAGCUAUUCAGAAUCUGAGGCAGUGACGGCUUGCGCUUCACAGCUACGCAAGAUGGGGGACAAAUUGAACCUCCGUCAGAAAAUUCUAAACCUGAUUGCUAAACUCUUCUGUCCCGGAACAGGAGAAUGUUUGGAGUAAAAGCAAAAGAUCAAAAGAAAACACAGAAUGUUUUGGAAGAGGUGUGCAUAAUUGGAGUCGUACUUCUGUGAGGCGGAAUGAUUCCUGUGAAUUUCUGCAGUCCGUUUCCCGUUGGCAAGGAAGGCUGCUGUAAGAUUUCUUCAGAUGAUGCAAGGAAAUGCAGAAGAGAAAUAACUGGAAUGUACAGUUUACUGGAUAUUGAACUGUGAAGGGCAUUGAGAAAAAAGGAGGAAUCUGGGAGUGGUGCGCUAACCCUGAGUUCAACAUUCUGAUUUCUCUUGUUCUGGAAUCCAUUCGCUCAGCUGUUACGGUGCUGGAAAAAAAAAACUAAUGGAAUUUCAUGCACAGUGAAGGACAACGGUUUCUUGUAAACUUUGGACAUUGAUUUACAAUGCAAAUCAGUUUCUCAGCUCUUGGCAAUUUUCAUUUUCCGGAGUUUGGAAUCCCAGAUGUAGUAGUAUCCUGGGAAUGUUUUCCUUUUGGGUUUGUUUGGUUAAAGAUGUUAUAUGUCGAUAGAUUAAUACAUUAGCAAUGAGGCUGCAGCUGGUUCAGCUUCCAUGUAGACACCCCCGAGUAUGCCCUAUGGGUAGGAAUUAUAUGGGGUUAUUUGAUUGUUAUUAUUGUCUACACUGUUAAUUAAUUACUUUGGAGUUGUGAACUCAAACUAAAUAUUUCAGAUAAAAAGUUCAAAAUACGCAGUAAGGACUGCAUCAAAAAGCCCUUUGGGUAAAACUGAGUAUUCUUUAGCAUUAUAGAAAUGAAUUGCACAACUGAAUAAAACAUGACUUCUUUGUGUGUAUUGAAGGUGACAAAUUUGCUCACAGUGUUAAGAGGGCUUAAACAGAAUAAGCUUUAGAAUGAAGUAGCAAAUCAAAAGAAGUCAUCGUACAAUAUAACCUUUAGGAGAAAACUAAAACUUUUAAAAUAUGUUAUAAGAAUAAAGAACCACCUUAUUUGAAACAUGUCUGUAGGGUUAACUGUUACAGGUACUUUUGAAAGGGGGAUUUAAAAUAUAGAUCAUUGCCCCCAUUCAAAAGUGGUGUGUUAGAUCAGAAAUUGACAGGGAUCCCUUCUGUGUCCAGGGCUCCGUUCAUUGCAAGAGGGGUGAGAUGAUCUAUGGGUGCAAAACAACACCCAUCAAGACAGAGUGCUUCUGCUGAAGGGUACGCAAGGUUUUUUUUAGUCCGAACUUGUGUCAUCUAGAAUGAAUUUCCUGAUCCCUGGAUUUGAAGCCUCAAAAAUUAUUCUGUAGCUGUCUUAAUAUACAUUCUGUGAAUCAGAAACUGUCAGACUGUUGUAUGAAAUCUAUCCUGGCUUUAAUUAAACCGUAUCUGGACUGGCUGAGAAGUGAGGGAUUUUUAGUAUCCUUCUGUCAAAUGAACUGCAAAAGUUCUUCAACAAUUACUUGAACCCAAAGCAAAAAUAUUUUCUUUGAGUCUCCCAUUUUGAACUGCUUUGCUUGCAAGUGUCAGUUUUAAACAUCAUUUAAUAAGUUUGGUACGUCUCAUCUUGGUUCACAAGUGCUUUGGGCUACUGAAGCACCAUUUGAAAUCUGAAUCACUAACAUUGCUUUCAUCCCAUGAAAAUGCUGAGUUUUGGAUAGGUUUGGUGUUUGGGGAAAGCAAACACCUUGUGCAUUUAUGAAGUGUCAUUUCAAGUUUAUGGUAUAAUAUUUAUUUAUAUGUCUAUGGAUUUUUUUAUUUACAAAGGGGUUCCCUCCAUUGUUUAAUGUCUUGAUGCUGGUGAAUUGCAGAGGAAAUUGCUCUACUAAAUGCAUAUGUUUGUUAGGGACACAGUUUACAGCAAAAGAGCUUGCUCAGUGUUUAAGGACUAUCUCAAGUCUGCACACAGAGUUUGUGUGUAGCUUUUCUCGGAGAGCUCCUUUUCUUUCGUUUUGUGUUAUAUUGUGUUACCUUUUUGUGAUGC
This is a messenger RNA of Eublepharis macularius, 2379 nucleotides long. RefSeq names its product phorbol-12-myristate-13-acetate-induced protein 1 (gene PMAIP1). NCBI's taxonomy places the organism in Eukaryota, Metazoa, Chordata, Lepidosauria, Squamata, Eublepharidae. The coding region runs from base 109 to 453 and encodes 114 amino acids. The transcript is spliced from 3 exons. The record is from RefSeq and is a predicted model, not a curated record. Gene Ontology annotation, biological process: release of cytochrome c from mitochondria; DNA damage response; apoptotic process.